AGAAUAUAGUUGUAUGAUGGCGGUUGAUUUGACUCCACGGUUUCGAAGGUUGAAUAGUCAAACGAGAAGUCUCAGAGAAAAUACACCGAAUGAUUUCUCAAGGCCUUUCGGUGCGACUCAGCUUUGGCAGAACAUCAUCCAUGCCCUGCGGACUCAGGUGGAGGUGCGUCGCCACAGGAAGCACCUCCGUGUUCACACCGAAUGCUUCACCGGCUCGGACGCCGUGGAUGCAGUUCUCAGCUACCUGAUGCAGAACGUGGUGUUCUGCACCAGCGAGGUGUCGCGCCUCAAAGCUGCUCGGCUCUGCCAGGCUCUGAUGGAGGCCAAGGUGUUUGAGUCGGUGGGCACAAAGCUUUUUCGCAGAGACAAAGAGGCGACUUUUGAGGACAGUAGCGGCAGUCUUUAUCGUUUUAUGGAACAGAAGACCAUAAAUGGUCCUGCCAUCAAGGAGGACAGCAGGGAUGCAGAAAACAUUCUUCUAGAUGAACAUGAGACAAAGAGGAAGAAGAUCUCAAGGCUUAAUGAAAUGAGGACCUUCUCCAACCCUCUUGCCGUCGAACCAUCAGACAGGAGAGUCGAGCGGCUUUUCCGGACCAUUAACCUGCAAACGUCCUUCUCCCCUGUUAGGAACAGAGCAGCCUCCGCUUCCAACUUCUUGUCUAAAGCUGUGGUGGAUGAGGUUUGGAAGCAGCAGACCCUCCUGCAGCUGCUGCUGAUCAUAGAGCUGCCAGUGUUGGACUGCAUACUCACCUCUCCUGAAAGGCUUCGGCCUAGAACCUGCAGGGCUCCUCUGGCCAACUGUGACCUGGUUAUCUCUAACACCUGUCUGGAGAGAGACCUCCCUGACUCACUUAGCCUCCUUCAAAUGGAUUCAUGGCUUACAGCGGCAGCAGACUGCCUUGAGCUGUUUCCAGAUCAGCUGAUUAUGGUCACAGGGGAAAAUCUCAGCCAACAAAGUGGUGACAGUGCAGAGCAGAAGAGACUCCUCUUUGACACCAUUUCCAAGUAUUACAACGGACAGGAAAAAGCGCCACUAAUAUCAGGACGCUACCUGGAUAUACAUGUCGCAAUUCUGCAUUUAUUGGAUGAUGGGAAGACGCGGGAAGCCGUCAGAGCGUCUCAGCUGUGUUUGCGGCUGCUGGAGACGAGUGUGAGGGAUGAACUGAGGAGACUCCUGGCCUUCAUGGCUGCUGCUGCUCAGUCGGAGGCUUGUCGGCUGCAGAAGCAGGUUGACAACAGGACUUUUGUCUGCCGCACUUUUCAGAGAGCUCUUGUUCAGAGCCAUGAACUCACUCGACCUCAGAGCGAAACCCUGGUACUGUUUCUCAUGGACCAUCAUGCUGAACUCUUUAAGACUCCUGCAGCACUUAUUGAAGCGGUGAGAAGAGCAUUAAGGACCUUGCAGCAGGGGAAGGACCCAGAUUCAGUUGCUACCUUUACUUUCUGCCAAAGGGUAACCCGGCAGGAGUAUGAAGAUCAGCGGGAAGCCAGCACUCUUGAAAGUCUCAAAGAGCUCCUCUGUCACAUUUCAUCCAACACGAGCAUGGCUGCAAAGGAGAAGAGGAAGCUGCUCAAGGAGUUUGAAAAACAUCACCCAGUGGUCUUCCUCCAGCAUUUUUCUUACUCUUUCUAAAUCAAAUGCUGUCAAAAUUUAAUUUGAUAUGUGAAGAAAAUUGAAUAAUUUUAACCAAAAUUUGCAAAUCAAAGUAAAAAAAA
Cyprinodon variegatus (sheepshead minnow) is the source of this 1716-nucleotide messenger RNA. It is a transcript of the gene depdc4, whose product is annotated as DEP domain containing 4. The record is from RefSeq and is a predicted model, not a curated record. The coding region runs from base 14 to 1633 and encodes 539 amino acids. The transcript has 9 exons. Lineage: Eukaryota; Metazoa; Chordata; Actinopteri; Cyprinodontiformes; Cyprinodontidae. Gene Ontology annotation, biological process: intracellular signal transduction.